CUCCACUCGAGCCACGCUUCGAACGUCGACACCAUUCGCUGAGAACCUUCGAACCUUCGAACCGAAACACCGCACACCAUGUCCAAGCGCAAGCUCAAUGCGCACGACGUCCCAGAGGCAUCGGAGCCUUCGUCCCCGUCCGCGCCCGCUGAGCAUGAGGAACCCAAACGACAGAGCGCAAAGCCCGCUGAAAACUCCACAUUCUCGUCCUUCGGCCUAGAACCCCGCCUGCUACAAGGCAUCCAAAAACAGAAAUGGUCUACGCCGACGACGGUGCAAGAGAAGGUCAUCCCGUUGGCGCUGGAGGGCAAGGACAUACUGGCUAGGUCAGGCACCGGCACCGGCAAAACGGCUGCGUACCUGCUCCCGAUUCUGGACAAGAUACUUCGCCGUACCGAGAAGCGCGUCACGUCGUCGCUCAUACUCGUCCCAACGAAAGAGCUCGCACUCCAGGUGUCAAGGCUGGCUGGGAGACUGGCCGCAUUCUGUGGCCAGGACGUGCGGAUCCAGAACCUUGCGGGCAAGGAAUCGGAUGUCGUUCAAAAAGCCAAGCUCGCUGAGCUUCCCGACAUUGUGGUCGCGACGCCUGCGCGAGCGGCUGCGAACAUUGGAGCGCUGUCACUCAAAACGCUGGCCACGCUAGUCAUCGACGAGGGUGACUUGAUCUUGGGAUACGGUUUCAAGGACGACCUGGAGACUGUCUCACAGAAUAUGCCCAAGGGUGUCCAGAUCUUUCUCAUGAGCGCAACCCUCAGCACCGAUGUCGAGGCUGUCCAAGCACUCUUCUGUCGGGACCCGGUCAUACUCAAGCUGGACGAUCUCGAGAAGGAUGCGAAGCUGGUAAAGCAAUACGUCAUCCCUUGUUCAGAACCCGACAAAUUCCUACUCGCCUAUUCUCUCUUCAAACUGCAGCUUAUUCGCGGGAAAACCAUCGUUUUCGUGGGAGACGUGGACCGCAGUUACCGGUUGAAGCUCUUCCUGGAGCAGUUUGCCAUCAAAAGCUGCGUCCUCAACAGCGAGCUCCCCCUCGCCUCCCGCCUCGAUAUCGUGGAGCAGUUCAACAAGAACGUCUACAACAUCCUCAUCGCCUCCGACGAGACCGAGCUCCUCGGCUCAAUGACAAAGGACACCGAAGAAUCCCGCCCACGCAAGAAGGCCAAGAAAGACGACGGCAAAUCCGACUCGGGCGUCUCCCGCGGCAUCGAUUUCCGCGAUGUCAGCUGCGUUGUCAACUUCGACCUUCCCGCCGGCCAAAAAGCCUAUUUCCACCGCAUCGGCCGUACCGCGCGCGCCGGCAAGUCCGGCACCGCAAUCUCCUUCAUGAUCCCGAAAGACCAGUACCGCAAGCACAAGCCGACCACCUUCGCGGGCUCCGAGCACGACGAGGAGGUCCUCAAGAAGAUCGAGAAGCACCAACAGCCGGGCCAAAAGAUCGAAGACUGGUCCUUCGACAUGAAGCGUCUCGAGCCGUUCCGGUACCGUUUUGCCGAUGCGCUGAGGGCGGUUACGAGGAUCGCUGUGCGCGAGGCGCGAAUUAAAGAGAUCAGGAUGGAGUUGACCAAGAGUCAGAAGCUGUCGCGGUAUUUUGAGGAGAAUCCCGAGGAGCUGGAGCAUUUGAGACAUGAUCAGACGCUGAACCACCCCGCGCGCAUACAGCCGCAUCUUAAGCAUGUGCCGGAUUAUCUUCUUCCGGGUGGAAGGAAACCACAAGAUAUUGGCUUCGUGGCGCUGGAUAAGCCUAAGCGGAGGUUCGUUAAGGGCAAAGCGGGGAAGAAGGUGGUCAAGGGCAGGAAUGGCAAGAUUGAUCCUUUGAAGACAUUCAAUGCGAGGGGGAAGGGGAAGAAAUAGGAAGAUCUUAGCGAUGAAUGCGACAUUUUUUGAAGC
Molecule: messenger RNA, 1884 nt
Organism: Paraphaeosphaeria sporulosa
Lineage: Eukaryota; Fungi; Ascomycota; Dothideomycetes; Pleosporales; Didymosphaeriaceae
Product: ATP-dependent RNA helicase-like protein dbp9
Exons: 2
Coding region: 79-1848 (589 amino acids)
Molecular function (GO): RNA helicase activity; nucleic acid binding; ATP binding
Source: RefSeq, a predicted model, not a curated record